AUGCGGUGCAGUGCACACUCUAUAGGUUGCAGACGCGGACGCAAGCACCACACCAUGUCCACAACCAGAUUUUAUGACGAAACAAAACAAAAAAGGGUCGUGAACAUGUUAAAAAUUUCACCCCCUCGUCGACGGUCAAAAAAAGUACAUUUGCGGCCCGCCAAAGGUCAAAUAGUUUUCAAUGCGGCCCUCGCAGCAAAACGUAGUAUUCAGAACGGAAAUGUGAGGAAUCAUUUAAUUGCCAGGCAGAGCUAUUUUCGCAGACACAUCAAGCUGGAUGAAUCAAUCAAGCGGCUAUUUAAACAAACACACGUUCCCUCAAUCAUCCGCAUGUUAGCCUACGUAGAACACGAACCAAUCAUCCGCAUGUUAGCCUACGUAGAACACGAACCAACAACUACUUUGAGUGGUGUUACUUGCCUAAAUACUUUCAACGUUAAAACUUCAUAG
Molecule: messenger RNA, 450 nt
Organism: Helobdella robusta
Lineage: Eukaryota; Metazoa; Annelida; Clitellata; Rhynchobdellida; Glossiphoniidae
Exons: 4
Coding region: 1-450 (149 amino acids)
Source: RefSeq, a predicted model, not a curated record